GGCAGGCAGGAGGACAGGCGGAUGUUCUGCUUCUUUCUGACCGACACUCAGUCAACUUGAGCGGGCAGAGACGAGAGAGUGUGCUCCUUUCAGCUACUAGCCACAUUUGUGUGGAUAAGGCGAGUAAUCAGGUGCCUUAGCUUACUAGAUCACUGGAGAGAACAAUAGUUUUAUAUGUAAUCUUGCACUUCAAAUCGAACUAGUGUUGAUUAAUUUCAACAUUUAAAAUGUCCAUAUUACUGUUCACGCCUCCGAUUGUGAAGAGGCUUCUCGGCUGGAAGAAGGGGGAGCAGAACGGCCAAGAGGAGAAAUGGUGCGAAAAGGCUGUCAAAAGUCUUGUGAAGAAGUUGAAAAAGACGGGACAGUUGGACGAGUUGGAAAAGGCCAUCACAACACAGAAUGUCAACACCAAAUGUUUAACCAUACCAAGGUCACUCGAUGGUCGACUCCAGGUCUCGCACAGAAAAGGUCUGCCUCACGUCAUCUACUGCCGCUUAUGGCGCUGGCCCGACCUGCAGUCCCACCACGAGCUGAGAGCCCUUGAUCACUGCGAAUAUGCCUUCCAUAUGAAGAAAGAUGAAGUGUGCGUGAACCCUUAUCACUACCAGAGAGUGGAGACGCCAAUUUUGCCCCCUGUCCUAGUUCCACGACAUACAGAUAUCCCUGCAGAGUUCCCACCGCUGGAUGACUAUAGUCCAUCCAUUCCUGAGAACACCAACUUCCCUGCUGGUAUUGAACCACAGAGUAACUACAUACCUGAUCACUAUCUUACGAUGGCCAACGGGUGCAAACGGGCAGCAGCAUCUAAACAAGUGUGCCUUGUUGAGGUGACGUUUUUGUUUUGUAUUGUUUUUCCAGAAACACCCCCACCUGGGUACCUGAGUGAGGAUGGCGAGGCAAACGAUCACCAGCUCAACCACAGCAUGGACACAGGUUCACCAAGCCUGUCUCCCAAUCCUGUGUCACCCACAAACAAUAAUCUUGACUUACAACCUGUGACAUACUGUGAGUCCGCUUUCUGGUGUUCCAUCUCGUACUACGAGCUCAACCAGCGUGUAGGAGAAACCUUCCAUGCCUCGCAGCCCUCCCUCACAGUCGAUGGCUUCACUGACCCCUCCAACUCGGAGCGCUUCUGUCUUGGCCUGCUGUCCAAUGUUAAUCGCAAUUCUGCGGUGGAGCUCACACGCAGACAUAUAGGAAAGGGCGUGAGGUUGUACUACAUUGGUGGGGAAGUGUUUGCGGAGUGUCUCAGUGACAGCGCCAUCUUUGUCCAGAGUCCAAACUGCAACCAGCGCUAUGGAUGGCAUCCUGCUACUGUCUGCAAGAUCCCUCCAGGUUGCAACUUAAAGAUCUUCAACAACCAGGAGUUUGCUGCUCUUCUCGCCCAGUCGGUAAACCAGGGCUUUGAGGCAGUUUACCAACUUACCAGGAUGUGCACAAUUCGCAUGAGCUUUGUCAAAGGAUGGGGAGCUGAGUACAGACGUCAGACAGUGACCAGCACCCCCUGCUGGAUAGAGCUGCACCUCAACGGUCCUUUACAGUGGUUGGACAAGGUUCUCACACAGAUGGGUUCUCCCAGCAUCCACUGCUCCAGUGUGUCUUAAAGGCAGCCACCUCCACACAAUCCCCCGGUUCACACUUUAAGCCACAUGAGACUACCCCAGUAUUCAGAUCAACCUCCUGCUUCCUUGCUGUAACAUUUUAACCUCACACACUUUGCUUGUGCACUGUCGUGUCCCCUUGUGAUGUUCUGAGUGUUCCGUGCACAGCCACAGGUUAUCUGCAGGUUUCACAUAUACACUCUGCCUUUCUGUUUCUUCAUAAAUACCCAUACAUUGCAAGAGCCUUGUCAGGACAUUGACUAUCUCCACGAAACAAGACCAUUCAACUAAGAGGAGUAGAUUGAGGCAAUUUAUUUUAACUUUUUUUCUUACAUUUGCAUCAAUUUCUCAGGUAAUACAAUCCCCAAAUACAAAAAUAAAACUUAUUUCUAAAAGUUUUGGAACUAGAUCCAAACCCCCUAAAUUUUGAGUUUCCCAGGUUGACAAUAGUAUUCCUGCUAAUGGACCAUAUUUUAAAACAUGUUGAAUUAACAGUACAACUGGUGUUUAUGUCCCAGUACUACUCUUUAUAAAUCAUUAAAUUGAGGUUUAUAAGAAUGCACGGUAUUUUUUUUCAAGCAGAUACUGAUAACUUUUUUUUUUUCGCUGUGGUUUAACGCCUGGAGGCAAGAAUAACUCAAAGUUGGAUUUGACAAACUGUAGCCGUAGAUUAGUGCUGACGAAAUUUAUCAUGGCAUCUCUACAAUUAACAAAACGAAACAAAUAGCAGCAACUCAGAAGUACAAAUCGUGGAUCAGAAUGGUUUGCUGGGUUGUUGGGGGGGCGGUUUUUUUGUUUUGUUUUUUUUUUUGCUUUAUGGAAGCUUUUUUGUGGCGCAGGCGUCUUUGUGGGCUUUCAGGGCGCUGGUGGCGUUUGGUUUUUGUGAAGCGUUUGAUGCAACACGCGAGUGGGGAUGUCCCACACGAUCGAAGCCAUGUUUGUUUACAAACUGUUUACAGAACAUCACACACAGGAGAAAGGAGCGAUUGAUUUGCUCACCCUACAUCACAGUAUGGGUAUUCUUGCUUCAUGUGAGCAUUUUUUUUUAAUUAGCGGUUAUCAGAGCUAUUUUUUUUUCAAUGUUAUUGGAUUUAUCGGUAUGACCUCGUAUCGACCCAAUAGUUAUCGGGCUGAUAUUUAUCGUCCACUCCUAUUUAAGCAGAAAAAAUACCAUGAUCAAUGUUAUUAAAAUGUUUAAAAUAGUCUUAAGUACAAGGUACUUUGCCCACAAUUAUUUCAUCAUAUUAAUGAGUUAGUUACUUAAUUGGUGUUUUAUCUAUUUUAAACAAGAGAACAAACAUAAGCACCACCAUUUCUUGGAAAAAUAAUCCUUGUAUGGAUAACUAUUUUGCUCAAUGAAAAACACAUUUUAUAAGUUAUUUUUGCAUACUGUCCUAUAUGGAAAUAUAUUUUUAUUAUUGCCUCACUAUGAUUGUACAUAACUAUUUAUAGCUUGUGAUUUCUUGUAGUUCUGCAUUGAAUGAAAUAGUGGACAGUAAGACUCAGCCUGCUUUCUUCUUGUCCUUUCUUGGUUAACCGGUCCUGAAGUCUAACACAUACUGUAGGAUCAUUGCACUUGCUAGUAUUGUUGCAUAGUACUACACUGAUGCUGCGGCAUGUUUGGAUGAAACACAAAUGUCUUAUCUCAUAGCACCAACCAGUGGCCAAUAUGCUCCAUGUGGGUGGAUGAUGCACUUCCAGUUUCCUGUGUUGAUUGGUGUACAGCUUCAGUUCUAGUGCUGUGUGUGUCCAGUAUUGUUUGUUCAAUGCUACAAGUAUGUGUUAUAUGCUGGCUGUCUUUAGACAUUGUCUUUGCCAUGUUAGCAUUCAUGCACUUCCAGUCGUCCCAACCUAAUCUAUUUAAAGCAGUCACUGAAAUGCAGCGCACGAGAGUGCAUUAGUUAGUUGGUAGAGCUUUGUAUGUUCUUGUGGUCUUGCUUGGAUGUCUUUUUUUCCAUGUAAAUGUACAUUCUUUGUUCACAGGGUCAAAUACUAUUUGAUCUAAAUGGCCUGUUUUGUUAUGCCAACGUCUCAUAGUAAAAAUAAAUGUAAAGAGACAACAAUACUACCGUCUUUA
Molecule: messenger RNA, 3678 nt
Organism: Dunckerocampus dactyliophorus (ringed pipefish)
Lineage: Eukaryota; Metazoa; Chordata; Actinopteri; Syngnathiformes; Syngnathidae
Gene: smad3b
Product: SMAD family member 3b
Exons: 9
Coding region: 228-1604 (458 amino acids)
Biological process (GO): SMAD protein signal transduction; anatomical structure morphogenesis; regulation of transcription by RNA polymerase II
Cellular component (GO): heteromeric SMAD protein complex
Molecular function (GO): DNA-binding transcription factor activity, RNA polymerase II-specific; I-SMAD binding; RNA polymerase II cis-regulatory region sequence-specific DNA binding
Source: RefSeq, a predicted model, not a curated record